UCUGAACAGGCCGCGCAGAGGGCUCCGGGAACCCGGAAGUGAAGCUCGCCGCCAGCCCGCCUGCUCCUCCCUUCUGAGCGUUUUCCCGCCUCUAUUUCUUAGCCGGCUCUGGAUCUCCCUCCGCCCGGCCCCUCCAGCCUUGCCUUACAGAGACGAGGCUGGACAAGCUGGAUCAGCUUCUCCAGAGGGACUCGCUGGGGCUGCUUUGCUGCCUGUACAGGAAACCUGGAGUGCCUGGGAUGGCCUUGGAGAGGGACAGACUCCCAGCCCAGGAGGUGGUGAAAUUCCAGGAUGUGGCUGUGGACUUCACUUGGGAGGAGUGGAGCCUCAUGUCUCCUCCCCAGAAGGAGCUGUACAGGGAGGUGAUGCUGGAGAAUGCCCGGAACCUGCUCACUGUGGAAAGAGAGAUCAGACCUGAAAUGAAGCUGACUGCAACAGAUUUGAGCCUCUCUGUGGAAGAAAUGAACCUACAAAGAUUCAUGAGUGAUUGUCCUGAUAACUUUGCUUUCAGGGAAUUCUGUGUUGCACCUCAAAAUUCAUCUGAUAUUGAACAUCAAGGAAUUCACCCUGGGGGAAAAUCUAGUGAAGAUAAUCAGUGUGGAAAUACUUUUAUGCAAAGGGCCAUUUGUGUGGGAUAUCAGAGAAUGCACUCUCUUAAGAAACCUCAUGAAUGGAAGCAACGUGGAAAGACAUUCACAUGUUACUCCAGUAUAGCUAGACAUCAGAGAAUCCACACUGGAGAGAAACCUUAUAAAUGCAACCAAUGUGGAAAGUUAUUCAGUCGCAGGUCCAGUGUUCUUGUACAUCAGAAAAUCCACUCUGGGGAGAAACCUUAUGAAUGCAAUCAAUGUGGAAAAACAUUUCAUUGGAAGUCCAGUUUUGUUAAACAUCAGAGAAUCCACACUGGAGAGAAACCUUAUGAAUGCAAGCAAUGUGGAAAAAGAUUCAGUCGGAGAUCCCAUCUUGCUGAACAUCAGAGAAUCCACACUGGGGAGAAACCUUUUGAAUGCAAGCAAUGUGGAAAGAGAUUCAGUCGGAGAUCCCAUCUUGCUGAACAUCAGAGAAUCCACACUGGAGAGAAACCUUAUAAAUGCAACCAAUGUGGAAAGUUAUUCAGUCACAGGUCCAGUGUUCUUGUACAUCAGAAAAUCCACUCUGGGGAGAAACCUUAUGAAUGCAAUCAAUGUGGAAAAACAUUUCAUUGGAAGUCCAGUUUUGUUAAACAUCAGAGAAUCCACACUGGAGAGAAACCUUAUGAAUGCAAGCAAUGUGGAAAAAGAUUCAGUCGGAGAUCCCAUCUUGCUGAACAUCAGAGAAUCCACACUGGGGAGAAACCUUUUGAAUGCAAGCAAUGUGGAAAGAGAUUCAGUCGGAGAUCCCAUCUUGCUGAACAUCAGAUAAUCCACACUGGUGAGAAACCUUAUGAAUGCAACCAAUGUGGAAGGACAUUCAGUUUGCCCUCCCUUCUUGCUAGACAUCAGAGAAUCCACACUGGGGAAAAACCUUAUGAUUGCAUUCAAUGUGGGAAGAGUUUCAGACUGAGCUCACAUUAUGCUGUACAUCAGAGAAUCCACACUGGUGAGAAACCUUAUGAAUGCAAUCAGUGUGGAAAGACAUUCAGGCGAAGAUCCCAUCUUAGUGUACAUCAGAGAAUCCACACUGGGGAGAAACCUUAUGAAUGCAACCAAUGUGGAAGGACAUUCAGUUUGCGCUCCCGUCUUGCUAGACAUCAGAGAAUCCAUACUGGUGAGAAACCUUAUGAAUGCAACCAAUGUGGAAAGACAUUCAGUCAGAGCACCAGUCUUGCUGUACAUCAGAGAAUCCACUCUGGGGAGAAACCUUAUGAAUGCAACCAAUGUGGAAAGACAUUCAGUCGGAGCUCCAGUCUUGCUGAACAUCAGAGAAUCCACACUGGUGAGAAACCUUAUGAAUGCAACCAAUGUGGAAAGACAUUCAGUCAGUGCUCCCAUCUUGCUGUACAUCAGAGAAUCCACUCUGGGGAGAAACCUUAUAAAUGCAACCAAUGUGGAAAAGCAUUCAGUCGGAAAUCCAGUCUUGCUGUACAUCAGAGAAUCCACACUGGGGAGAAACCUUUUGAAUGCAACCAAUGUGGAAAGACAUUUAGCAUGCGUUCUCAUCUUGCUAGUCAUCAGAGAAUCCACACUGGUGAGAAACCUUAUGAAUGCAACCAAUGUGGAAAGACAUUCAGUAUGAGCUACUAUCUUGCUGAACAUCAGAGAAUCCACUCUGGCGAGAGACCUUAUGAAUGCAACCAAUGUGGAAAAGCAUUCAGUCGGAACUCCAGUCUUGCUGUACAUCAGAGAAUCCACACUGGUGAGAAACCUUAUGAUUGCAAGAAAUGUGGAAAGACAUUCAGUCUGCAUUCCCAUCUUGCUAGACAUCAGAGAAUCCACACUGGGGAGAAACCUUAUGAAUGUAACCAAUGUGGAAAGACAUUCAAUCAGAGCUCCUAUCUUGCUGUACAUCAGAGACUCCACACUGGGGAGAAACCUUAUGAAUGCAACCAAUGUGGAAAGACAUUCAGUCUGAGCUCCUAUCUUGCUGUACAUCAGAGAAUCCACACUGGGGAGAAAACUUAUGAAUGUAAGAAAUGUGGAAAGAUAUUCAGUCAGAGCUCAUACUUUGCUGUACAUCAGAGAAUCCACAUCAGGGAGAAAUCUUAAUAAUAAAAGCUAUGUGGAAACAUGUUCAUAUGCAGCUCAAGUUUUGCUAUUGUGUGGGUAUUUACUCUAUCCCCCUUUCUGAGGCAGUAUAUACCUUUUUUGAGCCUGAACUUGAUGCCGGUGAGGAUUAUGUGAUAGAAUCCAUUGAGUGAGGAUAGAAUGGCAACAAGAAAAAGGCAGCAAUAGAGUUGAGAGAUCAGGAGAUGACAACAAGGUGAUGUCCCGUGCAGUGCCCCCUGGUCUGGCCCCUGGCAACACCUGCAAAAAUGAUAGCCAUGGUUGGCUCCUGGGAUGAGAUUUGUAAGUUAGUGAUGUAAAAAUGGAGAUUUUGAUUCCUAGACUUCAAUCCCCAGACGUCCUUGGUAUUUCCCUAAAUUCCCUAUUAUCUCACCUCAGUCUCCACCUGGGCGAGAUCACAAUGAGUAUUUAAUUGGCAGUCUCUGCCUCCCUCUCACUGGGCCAUUGCAAUAAUGGGUUAAGUAAGCUAAGUGCAAGCACUCUGAAUUGGCUAAUUAGCCCUACCAAGUGGUUCCUUAUUUUGUGUUUUCAUUAUUCCUUGAUUUCUAAUAAUCCUUAAUAAAUCUCAAAAAAUACAACAUUUUAAUAAUUAGAGAUAUUUUAAUUUUUUUUUUAAAGAUAGCCUAGAUAAUUUUUUAAGCCACGUUUCUCCAAGGGUUUUCAGCAAAGGCAUUUCAGACUCCAAUAUUUUUUUUUAAAUCUCUAUUUUAUUACAUUUUACUGAUUGUUUUGUUUAAGAUUUUAUUUUGUUGGUUUUAGGUUCAUAUAUUAAUGCAUUCAAUACUAUUCUGUUACAGUGAAUCAUUUUAAUAUACUGGGUUUUUAACUACUGUUAUAUUCUUUUGCUUUUCACCUAUAACUAAACUGAACAAAUAUUGAAUAAGCCCAUAUAAAAACAACUUUUUUCUACUUUUGACUUUGUAAAUUGUUUCAUAGAGGAUGGAUGGACUUCUUUACAAUUGUAUAACAAACUUUGAAAAAUUUAAUGAGCUAAAGGUCUCAAAUUGAUUUUAAGGGUACUUUAGACGUGAUUUUUAGAUUUUUUUCAACUCCGCUCAUUUUUUCUGCCUUUAACAGAAGGUAAGGUCCAUUUCAGUAACUGAGGUGAAAUACAAUUUUAAGCCCCACCUACCACCUUUAUAAAAAAUGUGAAUGAAUGGGACAUCACAGUCUCAUACCAAAGGAGCUGGGAUGUUAAUCCCAGGGCAUGGUACCCAUGGAUGAUUCCCAAAAGAGGAGCAUCUCUCAUUUAUAACUUCAGCUCCCUUUACCCAACAUCAAAAGUACAGUGGUUUUUUUCCCUUAGACUCCUCUGCCACAUUUUUAAAAGAUAUCUAUAUUUCUUGAGAAUGUUCUAGACAGAAAUGAGUUUCACUUGGUUCAAAAAAGUAUUUGCCAAGGUUGAAAGAUUUGCUACACCUAAAAAAAAUUUGUGACCAAUAUCCAUCAGUUCAUAGGCUUUUAAAAAAAUGCCAUACAUCAAAUUAUGUAAAAUAUGAAGUGGGUUUGUUUCCUAUUGUAAUUAACUGGGCUAUUGUGAAUUUUGGGGAUUUGCUGUACUACUGUUCUUUUUUUUUUUUUUAAACUGUUACUUUGUGAAAUUCAUUUCUUCAUACUCACAGUGGAUCAUGGCCAGGUAUGAAGAGGAAAUGGAUCUCUAGUUUGGUGAGAAACUUUUGUAUUCUACAUUUCCUUAGCUGACAGAGUGUGUCAAUGAUUAUAAGCUAUAUUUUUGAAUUUUAAAACUUUUAUUAUAUUUUUCUUGCAUGUGCAACAUACCAUUUCAGUUUCAUUUUUCGUCAGAGACCAUAUUCGGGGACAACUUGACCUGAAACAAGAUUUAUGAUCCUAGGGAAACUUAACAAAUAAGUUACCUCCCAGGCGUCGCCAAGACCAACAGCCACAAAACAUAACAAUAACCAUUCUUCAUGUUCCCUCCUGGUACAAGCAGUCUUUAGUCACCACCACCACCCCCCCUUUACCUCAAGCAUAUAUAUUCUACCUUACACCUGCAAUAAACGGAGCCUUGACACUA
Monodelphis domestica (gray short-tailed opossum) is the source of this 4737-nucleotide messenger RNA. RefSeq lists its product as uncharacterized. The record is from RefSeq and is a predicted model, not a curated record. Gene Ontology annotation, biological process: regulation of cytokine production; regulation of immune system process; negative regulation of transcription by RNA polymerase II. Gene Ontology annotation, cellular component: nucleoplasm; nucleus. Gene Ontology annotation, molecular function: RNA polymerase II cis-regulatory region sequence-specific DNA binding; DNA-binding transcription repressor activity, RNA polymerase II-specific. NCBI's taxonomy places the organism in Eukaryota, Metazoa, Chordata, Mammalia, Didelphimorphia, Didelphidae.